AUGGAACAAGAGGCUUGUCGUGCAGCCGAACGACGUAUCUCUGACCUGGCGGCAAGUGUAGAGAAGCUCAUCAAAGUCGUAGAAUCGCAGUCCGCCGAAAUUGCGACCCUCAAGCAAGACCUUCGUGAGGGAUCAUCUCGUAGUUCAGUGCGAGAGCGUCUGCAUGAAGUUUCAUACGUCAAGGACGACGUGUCCACGAGCAAUCAAGCUGUAUCCAGCCCUAUUCCGGGCACUCUGAGACAACGUGACGAUGAUGCUUGCUCACAACAUCAUGAUACAAGUACGGCACAGCCGUUCGUGCUGGCGUCAGGCAGGUCUGCCGGACGGAGGGCGUGUGCGUCCGUAGCGCCGCCGUCGCAGUUCAUAUCACCGACAAGUUCGCUUGGUCAGACACUUGAGCGUAAACUUAAGCAGCUGGAAGAUGCUAUGCUCACCAUGGAUAAGGCCGGAGCUGCUGCUGUGAGACCGAAUGUCAAGCCCGAGCCCCCAACAGUGUACGAUGGGCGAGACGACUUAGAUGCGUUCCAGCGAUACGUCGAGGAAUCAGUCGAGUAUCUGAUAGAUGGAAUGAUCAGUCGUGAGCGGCACGUGGCAAAGAUAGGGCACUUCCUCGAGGAGGAGGCCCAGAUGUUCGUCAAGCGUGUUGUGAAGCAACCGGAACGGUGGUCAGUACAUCAGUUCUUCAACGAGCUGUUCAACUACUGCUUCCCCGACGGAUUCCUGAAUGCAAUACGAGAUCGUUGGCAAAAUUGUCAGCAGCUGGAAUCGUCUGUUAAGGUCUACGCCGCGACCAUGGAGGGUCUUUGGGAUGAUCUCGGCGAUGAGAUAUCACCCCGUCAGUUCGUUCAACGCUUCUGGAACGGGCUGAGUGAUGCAAUCAGUCGUGAACUAUACAUGGACCGGCUGCACCCAGAUAUCAGCACUUACGAGGAGGUUCUCGAGAGUGCUAUAGUCGCAGAGCGGGCCAUAAACAACAGCCUCCAUGCGCGUGAGUGGUCUGAGGAGUCGGAUACUGAAUCCGAACCCAACACGAUGUCUGAGAACGAGCUACAGGAGCACAUGAAGUAUGGCCUGUGCUUCAACUGUCAUCAGAAAGGUCAUAUUCGUCGUAAUUGCCCCGACGAUCGUAAUCAGGAAAGCAGUGAGUGUGAUGAAGACGACACACCUGCAUCCACGGCGAGCUAUGCCAUUGCGUAUGUCAAUAUGUACGAUGAUGCCGUAACUACGUCCAUGAAUGGCUGCGACACUGGUCCGCAGAUGCAGGACGUGUUGCAAUGUGGUUUGAUUUCUUAUGGGAUGUUUGACGACAAACGACAAGUUGCGGAGGGCGAGCUUGAUAUCGCUCUCUCGCAGCUUCAAGUCGAUGACCUUGCAUUGUCCGAGCGUCAGCUUGGUUGUUGCGAUGAAUUUAUGAAAUACCUGGAACCGUGUGUCUUCACGACGGAUGCUGCCUGUGACGAGCACGACGACCAUGGGUCCAGACCCACUCUUGUCUAUUUGGACAAUGUGCGAGCAGUGCGACUUGAGCUUAGCGUCUUCGUCGUAGGACCCCGUUGGUUUGGCGACUCUGUCGCCGGUCUGACGGAUACUCUUGACGAGACGCCACCUAGUCACCUGUCACCGUAUGUUUGGAAUAUACGGAUAGACGAGAUGGUAAUUGCAAUUGGCAUGCUUCAACCCCCAGGCGGAGCUCCGUGUGGCGAUAUUGUGGGCCAAAUUUCUGGGAAAGAGUCAGACACUAGCACGAGUGUUGAUUUCCCAUCGGUUCCAAGUUUUGACGUGUUCAAUGCCUCGAUUGACGCACCUAGCGGCACGCCGGAGGGCGGGACGGUAGAAUCAAUUAGAACCGUGCACCUUUGGUACUCAGACCUCACUAGAGGGUAUUUGAGCUUGCGACCGACGGUGAUCUUCGAGGAGGUGAAAGGCCGUCGUAUUCUUAAUAUCGCAUAUGCUAGUGUACAAACCACGGCGUGGUGCAAUGAUGCAGACAUAGUUCACGAGACUUCGUUGGUCGUCGUGAACCCUGAGCUGUUGACGUUGGAUGCAAUCACGAAGUCGGCGAAGCGGCUGCAUGACCACGCGUCAACGCCAUUGCCGAACAUAGACGGUAUUACUUACCAGGGUGAGGAUCAUCUUGGUUAUGUCUUCGCCGGAGGGAUCAGAGUCCGUAAGGUACUCGUCGAUCCUCAGCCCGGAGGGCGCAUAUAUGUCGUCCUCGGCUUCCCCGGUUGUUCUGUCACAUUCCUCAAGGUCAGCAAGUUCGAAUCCCUCAAGAUUUCCAGCAAGAUUGUUCGCACCUUCAACCACUGUCAAUCCUCACGCCAUUCCUUCCCCUUGCUCGACACGACGUUCGCGUACCCCUCCAUCCGUCGCGUCCCCACCCUUAUCAAACCGCCAUCGGAGACGAAGUCCGACUCCUGCGUACUCCUUUGCGACAUCGAGCGCAUCAUCGAACCCCCGAAGGAACGAGUUCCGGCAACCUUCAUCGAAUACGCCCCACCCGUACGCGGAUAUCUCUUCGGUCUCGCGCAUGAUAGCAACGGCGGCAUCUAUGGCAUCUAUGGCAAGCCCGCGGGCAUUCAUCAGCAUACCCAAUCCAGCCAUAACGGGUCACCUACCGGUCUCCUCGACCGCAUCACCACAUCAUCCCCGUUCGACUCUAGCCACGGGAUACAGCCCCAUUCCGAAGCUGCUGCCAACGAGCCAAGGUCACUGUCAUAUCAUCCCGAGGCUACGCAUCCCGCGUACAUCGCCGCUUUUGGUCGUUCGGAUCUUACGAAGUAG
Punctularia strigosozonata HHB-11173 SS5 is the source of this 2784-nucleotide messenger RNA. RefSeq lists its product as uncharacterized. The coding region runs from base 1 to 2784 and encodes 927 amino acids. Lineage: Eukaryota; Fungi; Basidiomycota; Agaricomycetes; Corticiales; Punctulariaceae. The record is from RefSeq and is a predicted model, not a curated record. Gene Ontology annotation, molecular function: nucleic acid binding; zinc ion binding. The transcript has a single exon.